AUGGACCACAUACUCGCGUCAAGAAGUGUUCUUGCGCACUCCAAGACCCCCUGGAUCUUCGCCUUCAUUACUACCGGGCUGCUUGUCGCCAUCUGGGGCGGCAUCUUCAUCGCGUGGGUGUUCAAGCGUGCAAACACAGCACACAGGCGGCGCCACGGUAAGCCGCCGCGUGCCAGCAAGAAGCCAGUCGAGCCGACUCCGGAACCCUCAUACGUCGUACCGCCCGACCCCGCCCUCAUGGCCUCUUCCGGGGGGGAGGAGAAGGCGCGGGCGAUUUACGCGAAGGAGAGGCAUAGGCACCAUAGGGAGAAGGGUAAAGGCCAGAUCACGGCGGAUACUUCUACCGAUGCCCUUACGACCGUGACCGACACCGAGACGCUAGGGACGACACCGAACACCCCCCAACCUCCUCCUUUGAACACGUCUUCUCGCCUGGGGGACAGUACGUGA
Molecule: messenger RNA, 450 nt
Organism: Peniophora sp. CBMAI 1063
Lineage: Eukaryota; Fungi; Basidiomycota; Agaricomycetes; Russulales; Peniophoraceae
Source: the annotation of a GenBank genome assembly